UGGGGAUGAUAAAAAAUUAUGAUAUCACUUUUCAACCGAAGAACAAUGCCUAUCCUUCCUUGUUUCAAUGAGUCCUUCUCCUCAUUCUUCACAUUCAUCUUCUUCAUUUCUCUUCUCAUUCUCCUUCUAAUCCCCAAUCUCAAAUCAAAACCCAACAAAAAUCUCCCACCCUCUCCACCAAAACUUCCCAUAAUCGGCAACCUCCACCAACUCGGUCGCCAUCCCCAUCUCUCUUUCUGCCGCCUCUCCCAAAAGUUCGGCCCCAUCAUCCUCCUUCAACUCGGACAAAUCCCAACUCUCAUUAUUUCAUCUCCAAAAAUUGCUAAACAAGCCUUCAAAACCCACGACCUCGCUUUCUCAAGCCGCCCUUUUCUCUUCUCCGCCCAACACAUCUUCUACAACUGCACCGACAUCGUUUUUUCCCCUUACGGCUCUUACUGGCGCCAAGUCAGAAAAAUCUGCAUCCUCCAACUCCUUAGCGCCAAAAGGGUUCAAUCCUUUUCCCUCAUUCGCCAGCAAGAAGUUGCCCGUUUGGUUGAUAGAAUUUCACACUCAAACAAUCGAGUGGAUUUGUCAAACUUGUUGGGGCUGUAUGCUAAUGACGUCCUUUGUCGAUCGGCGCUUGGGAGGGAAUUUUCCGCGGGUGGUGAGUACCAUCUUCAUGGGAUUCAAAAGUUGCUUGAGGAGUAUCAGAUUUUACUUGGUGGGUUUUGUAUUGGGGAUUUGUUCCCUUCUCUGGCUUUUCUUAGUAACUUCACAGGAAUGAGAUCGAGACUUGCUAGAACAGCUAACGGGUUCGAUAAGUUGUUUGAUCAAGUUAUAGCCGAACAUCUGAAUCCCGAGAGAGAAAAACUGGAGGAGUCGAAGGAUCUUGUUGAUGUUUUGCUUGAAAUACAAAAGAAUGGAUCUGAUGAUAAAGUUCCACUGACUAUGGAUAACGUUAAGGCCAUCAUUUUGGAUAUGUUUGCAGCAGGGACAGACACGACAUUUAUAGCUUUGGAUUGGGGGAUGACGGAGCUAAUAACACACCCAAAGGCCAUGAAAAGAGCACAAAGCGAAAUUCGAAGAGUUGUUGGUGAUAGAAGAAAUGUAACAGAGAGUGAUGUUUUAGAAAUGCCUUAUUUGAAAGCUGUGGUUAAAGAGGUGCUCCGAUUGCAUCCACCGGCGCCAGUUUUAGUUCCGAGAGAAACUAUGGAAGAUGUGAGGAUUGAAGGGUAUGAUAUUCCAGCUAAAACGAGAGUCUUUGUGAAUGUUUGGGGAAUUGGGAGAGACCCGGAAUCAUGGAAGGACCCAGAAAGUUUCGAGCCAGAGAGGUUUUUAGGAAGUGGUGUUGAUUAUGGAGGAUUGGAUUUCGAGUUCCUUCCGUUUGGGGGUGGAAGAAGGAUUUGUCCAGGUAUUACUAUGGGGAUCGUCACGAUCGAGCUUGCUUUAGCUCAAAUUUUGCAUAGCUUUGAUUGGGAACUUCCUAAUGGAAUUGAAGCUAAAGAUUUGGAUAUGACCGAAGUUUUUGGUAUCACAAUGCAUAGAAAAGCUCGUUUGGAAGCUGUGGCAAAGCCUUACUUUGUGUAAUUAACUUCUCUAAUUAAUUAGGUACUCAUAUUUCAAUAAAAUUUUGUUUUCUCCCCAAAUUGGAGUAAACUUCUUGUAUCAUGUUUUUGUAAUGUUAAUGAUUAUAGUUUAUUUUCUAAAUAAAUGAGAAAGUCUCAUCAAUCAGUGUUCUACUUU
This is a messenger RNA of Cucumis sativus (cucumber), 1725 nucleotides long. RefSeq names its product cytochrome P450 71A1. The transcript has 2 exons. NCBI's taxonomy places the organism in Eukaryota, Viridiplantae, Streptophyta, Magnoliopsida, Cucurbitales, Cucurbitaceae. The coding region runs from base 19 to 1569 and encodes 516 amino acids. Gene Ontology annotation, molecular function: heme binding; monooxygenase activity; oxidoreductase activity, acting on paired donors, with incorporation or reduction of molecular oxygen. The record is from RefSeq and is a predicted model, not a curated record.